AAUCGUUUGUUUCAUAAAAUGUUACGAUAUGACAAACUUAUCGGCCGACGACAUUGAGGAUCAGCUGGAUAAUUUUAUCAUACGAAAAACAAAGGAUCAAGCAUCAACUUAUGUUCCGCGACAAAAAACCACACAAAGUGGAGAAAAGAUAUAUGAUCACAUUCCAUUACUUGUAAAAGAUAUAUUAGCGUCCCAGCCAGAUGCAGACAACAAAGGAGCCUUCACUCUGUUUAAUCCCACUGAAUUGAAGUAUCACAGUUGUUUGGUGUACGGAUUUGUAGCAGGUCGCGGUGUACAUAACAAAUCUUUUUACAAUUACGUAUUAGACGAUGGAACUGGGUCAAUAAAAUUUAGAAUCUAUGCCAAGCCCAGAGAAGAAAAGAUCAUCAAGUGCCUCUACAAUGAAGCCCAGUCCUUGAUUGGCAGUGCGGAUACUUUGAAAUACGAGAAGAUAUCAACAAGCAUGACUCGGCUCCUGGGUAAAGCCACGGAGUAUAUUGAUGGCUCCAGAAUAUCGCCUGGAAGCAACGUCAUGUUAUAUGCGCGUCCGCACAAUUUUAAGGAUCAAAUUAGUUUAGACGUGAUCUCAUUUACUAUGGACAACGAAAAGUCGCGCAGUCUGGAAAUCGCCUUCAGUGGAAGCUUAAUAGACUACUAUCAAAGCCAUACAAAAUAAGUUGAGCUUUUGUAUAUA
Drosophila navojoa is the source of this 694-nucleotide messenger RNA. RefSeq names its product verrocchio (gene ver). Lineage: Eukaryota; Metazoa; Arthropoda; Insecta; Diptera; Drosophilidae. The record is from RefSeq and is a predicted model, not a curated record.